CUGUCGAUCGGGGCUGCUCUUGACUUCUCACAGGAGAGCGUAGACGAACAUGUUAGCUCCUCUUCAUUUUCCAAGUUUUUUGCCUUGUAAGCACUGCUUGACUAGUGCUGCAGUGCUGGACCGAUUGAUUCAUUUUACGCGUAUGAGCAGGCUAUGAAUAGUAGACACGGACUUUCGACCAACACGCCGACGACGAGAAUGUAUGAUCCAUUCCAUCGUAGUUCGUUCUUUGUUCCUUUGUCUCAAGCUAAGGUCGUGCGCUGUCUAUGCUUCUCGCGUAACGUACACGCCGUUCGGAGAGAGCAGACGUUCUCUUCUCUUUUUUUAUUCCGCAAAAUUUCACACCAGCCAUGUUGUCGGGACCUGUUUUUCCCGCAUAAAAAUUCACAGGUCCCGACCGCCAGUCGAAUCUUCACCUUCCUCAUGGAGAUGGAGACUGACACGUCUCCACCUUGCAAGUUAGCCUCGCAAACUAUUGCCGUGUUGCUGGCGCAUCGAGUUGCCAAGCUGAGUCAUCGAAGGGUUUCGAACCACGUAUAAAACCGCGGUCGGAGGGGAACGAAGAAACACACGGUUCGGACGUCGUCUACAGAUGCCCGGACGCAGUUUUUGGACCUGAAAAGCCAUGGACAUCCCAUUCUCAUGCUCGCUCCGCGGCGGCAACGUGCUGCCGCCCGCCAGCGCCCUGGAAAAGGCUCGCGCGGAGCUGAUCAAACAGCUCUCGGAUGGCGGGCUCGGCGAGCAGGCAACGGAGGAUCUCGUGCGAGACAGCGUCUGCCCCGGCUUGAGCGGGAGCAGCCAGACGCCAAAUUACUACGGCUUUGUGACCGGUGGCGCGACGCCUGUGGCCAAGUUCGCGGACAACGUUGUGACGGCGUACGACCAGAACGUGCAAGUGCACCUGCCCCACGAGUCGAUCGCCACGGAUGUGGAGGACGCCGCGACGGGGCUCCUGUGUCAGCUGCUGCGGCUAGAGCCCGACGAAUUCAACCAUCGGAUCCUCACGACGGGGGCCACCGCGAGCAACAUACUCGGCCUCGCGUGCGGGCGCCAGUGGGUGCUGCAGGAGGCGGCGCGGCGCGGCGGCCUGAUCGAGCGCGACGUCGCGAGCCUGUGCGACGUGGGCAAAGCGGGCGUGGCGAAGGCGAUGCGCUUCGCCAACGUGGACGAGGUGCAGAUCCUGACCACGGUGCCUCACUCGUCGCUGUCCAAGGCCGCGAGCGUCGUCGGGCUCGGUCGCGACGCCGUCAAGCUGCUCGGCCGCGCGGACGCGCCGCACAGAUUCGACAUCGAGGCGCUGCAGCGCGAGCUCUCCGGCUCCCGGGCUGCCUCGAUCGUGGCCGUGUCCUGCUCGGAAGUCAACACCGGUCUCUUCGCGACCACGGGCGAAGAGAUGAAGACGAUCCGAGAGCUGUGCGACAAGUACGGCGCAUGGAUACAUGUGGACGGAGCAUUCGGCAUCAUGGCUCGAUGCCUCGACCCUAGCGACGAGUAUAGCACCAUCCUCGAGGGGUGCGCCAACAUGGAGCUGGCCGAUUCCAUCACGGGCGACGGCCACAAGCUCCUCAACGUUCCCUACGACUGCGGCUUCUUCUUCUCCAAGCACCCGACCGUCGCGUUUGCGGUGUUCCAGAACGCGGGAGCCGCGUACCUGUCCACGGGCCCGUCAGAAGGACAGACCAUCCUCUCGCCUUUGAACCACGGACUGGAAAACUCAAGGCGAUUUCGCGCGCUGCCCGUAUACGCCAACUUGGUCGCGUACGGGCGCGCCGGGUAUCAGGACAUGCUCAGGAGGCAGAUCGCUCUCAGCCGGAGAAUAGCCGCCUUUGUACGGGAACACGACGGCUUUGAGCUUCUUCCGGCCGGCCUCAAGGAAGGCGAAACCUUCAUGAUCGUGCUGUUUCGCGCCGUGGACGCGAAGCUGAAUGUCGAGCUGGUGAAAAGGAUCAACGCCACGUCCAAGGUUUACGUGUCCGGCACAAGCUGGGACGGCGCGCCAGCCUGCAGGUUUGCCGUGAGCAACUGGCAGGUCGACGUGGAGAGGGACAUGGGCAUCAUAGCGGGAGUCCUCGACCAGGUGUGGCAGCAGAGAGCUGGAUGAGCAACAAGCGUACCAACGCAGGCAUUUCCAAUUGCUCGAGUAGUAGAUCCUUCACAAAUGCGCUCUCUGGCCGCCUCGCGUCUCACUGGACGCAGCUUAUGUACAGAUACAUACAAAUACAUGUUCAUCC
This is a messenger RNA of Verruconis gallopava, 2231 nucleotides long. RefSeq lists its product as uncharacterized. Gene Ontology annotation, molecular function: pyridoxal phosphate binding; carbon-carbon lyase activity. The coding region runs from base 626 to 2101 and encodes 491 amino acids. The record is from RefSeq and is a predicted model, not a curated record. NCBI's taxonomy places the organism in Eukaryota, Fungi, Ascomycota, Dothideomycetes, Venturiales, Sympoventuriaceae. The transcript has a single exon. Gene Ontology annotation, biological process: carboxylic acid metabolic process.